Messenger RNA from Sinocyclocheilus grahami, 877 nucleotides. RefSeq names its product diacylglycerol O-acyltransferase 1-like. The coding region runs from base 170 to 877 and encodes 235 amino acids. Gene Ontology annotation, molecular function: diacylglycerol O-acyltransferase activity. Gene Ontology annotation, biological process: triglyceride biosynthetic process. Gene Ontology annotation, cellular component: endoplasmic reticulum membrane. Lineage: Eukaryota; Metazoa; Chordata; Actinopteri; Cypriniformes; Cyprinidae. The transcript has 7 exons. The record is from RefSeq and is a predicted model, not a curated record.
UGGUGCAUCUGGGUGUCACCGCGCUCAUUGCGCAACGUUUUACGCAGCGCGGACGGCUUGAUGCGGCCGCGUCCUACUCGAUUCAACGCGCUGAUGAUACCAAAGAUCGACGAAACGGGAAGAACAUGACAGAAACGAUGCGUCUGUUUGCUUCAUUGUAAUCGCGAACAUGGGCGACAGAAGCGAGAGGGGCUCGGCGAAGCACAAGCGGAGAACCACGAUCGCCGGAGACGCGGCGGGAGCGCAAGCGAAGCGCGGCGGCGCAGCAGAGACGCUCAGCGGGCAGGUGAAGGAGAAAGAGCAGAGGCACGAAACACCAGCGAAUAAACACAAGAAUCACAGCGAUGCUGGCGAUGACGCCUUCGGCUGCCAUAAGCUGCAGGAGUCGCUGCUCAGCUCCAGUAGCGGCUACAGCAACUACAGAGGAAUCCUCAACUGGUGUGUGGUCAUGCUGGUUCUGUCCAAUGCACGGCUGGUCCUGGAGAACCUUAUAAAAUAUGGCAUUCUGGUGGACCCCAUCCAGAUCAUCUCUCUCUUCCUGAAGGACCCGUACAGCUGGCCGGCUCUGUGCCUGAUCAUUGUUUCCAACGUCUUUAUAAUGGCAGCUUUGUACAUAGAGAGAAAGCUAUCUGUGGGCACCAUCUCAGAGUGCACCGGAACAUUCCUUCACUGCAUCAAUCUUGCAGCUCUUUUAUUUGUCCCAGCUGGUACAGUUCUCAGCGUGUCCUCGAUGACCCCGGUGGGUGGUGUUGUGGCGUUGGGUGUCUUCACCGUUCUCUUCCUCAAGCUCUAUUCAUACAGCGACGUCAACAAAUGGUGCAGAGAGAUCAGACGCGCCAAAGCCCGAACCCUGUCUCGCUCUCACUCCUGUGAGUAA